AAUGGCCAACGGAGAAGUUAUAGAUCUUUCCGAAGUGAUUUGUCCCAUCUGUCUGGACGUUUAUGUCGAUCCGGUGUCCCCCAGUUGCGGACACGCUUUCUGCAAAUCUUGCAUCGAUAGAGCCGCGGAUACGGGGACUCGUCGGUGUCCAGUUUGUAGAUCUCCGAUACUCGGCACUAAACGGCGAGGAGAUAAAAUAGAGAAAAUCAAGAGUAUCGCGUCGACCCAUUACGCCGUCUGUGACUACUGCGGAGAAGUGAUCCAUUUAUCGCGAUUACGUGAUGACGCAGAGAAAUGCCAAAGGACCAUCAAUAACAGAAAAAAGAAAAGAUCAACUCGUAAGAAAAUCGUUAAAUGCGGGCGAUGCGGGAAGAACGUUUCCGGUAAAGGACUAUUAAAGCGCCUGGAAAACAAGAAGAGGGGCGCAAAAGCGUUUAUGUGUUUGGAAUGCUGGACCAAAAAUCUUUCCGGAAUUCAAAAAUAAUUUAAUGAAAUUAAC
Centruroides sculpturatus (bark scorpion) is the source of this 499-nucleotide messenger RNA. RefSeq names its product RING finger protein 166-like. The transcript has a single exon. Bases 2 to 484 code for a protein of 160 amino acids. Gene Ontology annotation, biological process: protein polyubiquitination; ubiquitin-dependent protein catabolic process. NCBI's taxonomy places the organism in Eukaryota, Metazoa, Arthropoda, Arachnida, Scorpiones, Buthidae. The record is from RefSeq and is a predicted model, not a curated record. Gene Ontology annotation, molecular function: ubiquitin protein ligase activity.